Messenger RNA from Periconia digitata, 1749 nucleotides. NCBI's taxonomy places the organism in Eukaryota, Fungi, Ascomycota, Dothideomycetes, Pleosporales, Periconiaceae. The record is from the annotation of a GenBank genome assembly.
AACCCUACAGGUCGCCCGACUGCUCUUCCUCUUCUACUCUACACCCCACCUGCAGAGGCUCAACCGCUCCCUCCUGCCUUACCCAUUCCCUUCUUGAUUCCCCUUCUUCCACCUUGUCCCUCUUCUUCCCUCAAUUGCAUCAUGCGCUACAGCAUUGCUCUCACCGCCGUCCUUGCCGGUCUUGGUCUGGCUUCCGACGUCACUGACCUCAAGACCGAUACCCUCCAAGGCUUCGUCGAGGAACAUGAUCUCUCUUUGAUCGAGUUCUUUGCUCCCUGGUGUGGCCACUGCAAGGCCCUCGCCCCCGAGUACGAGGAGGCAGCUACCACCCUCAAGGAGAAGAAGAUCCCCCUCGCCAAGGUCGACUGCACAGAGGAGCAGGAUCUGUGCCAAAAGUAUGGUGUCGAGGGUUACCCCACCCUCAAGGUCUUCCGUGGCCCUGAGAACAUCACCCCAUACUCUGGCCAGCGCAAGGCCGAUGCCAUCAUCUCCUACAUGACCAAGCAAUCGCUCCCCGCCGUUUCCACCCUCACCAAGGACACCGUGGAAGAGUUCAAGACCUCCGACAAGGUCGUUCUCGUCGCCUACUUCGCCGCUGACGACAAGGCCUCCAACGAGACCUUCACCUCCGUCGCCAACGGUCUCCGUGACAACUACCUCUUCGGUGCCAUCAACGACGCCGAACUCGCCAAGAAGGAUGGUGUCAAGCAGCCUGGUCUCGUUCUCUACAAGACUUUCGACGAGGGCAAGGAUGUCUACACUGGAAAGUUCGAGAAGGAGGAUAUUGAGUCCUUCGCCAACGUCGCAGCCACUCCCUUGAUUGGUGAGGUCGGUCCCGAGACAUACAGCGGAUACAUGGCCGCCGGUAUUCCCCUGGCCUACAUUUUCGCUGAGGAGCCCGAAGAGCGUGAGACUCUUUCCAAGGAGCUCAAGCCUGUCGCCGAGAAGUUCAAGGGCAAGAUCAACUUCGCCACCAUCGACGCCAAGUCUUUCGGUCAACACGGAGCUAACCUCAACCUCGAGGUUGGCAAAUGGCCCGCUUUCGCUAUCCAGCAGACCGACAAGAACCAGAAGUACCCCUUCGACCAGACCAAGUCCAUCACCGCCAAGGAGAUUGGCUCUUUCGUCGAGGACUUCGUCGCUGGCAAGGUCGAACCUUCCAUCAAGUCUGAGCCCAUCCCCGAGUCCAACGACGGCCCUGUCACCGUUGUUGUCGCUAAGAACUACGACGAUCUUGUCAUCAACAACGAGAAGGAUGUCCUACUUGAGUUCUACGCUCCGUGGUGCGGUCACUGCAAGGCUCUUGCUCCCAAGUACGAGGAGCUCGGUGCUUUGUACUCCUCCCCUGCGCUGUCCAAGCUCGUAACUGUCGCCAAGGUUGACGCUACCGCCAACGAUGUUCCCGAUGAGAUUCAGGGCUUCCCCACCAUCAAGCUCUUCCGCGCUGGUAAGAAGUCGGAACCCAUCGACUACUCUGGAGGCCGCACUGUCGAAGACCUUGUCAAGUUCAUCGAGGAGAACGGCACACACAAGGCCGCCGCCGUCAUCGCUGAGAAGGUCGACGAGGUUGUCGAGGAAGCUCCCAAGCAAGCCGAGGCUGCCUCCGAGAAGGCUUCCUCAGCUGCCUCUGAGGCGAGCGAGCAGGUUUCCGAGAAGGCCACCAAGGCUACCGACAGCGCUAAAUCGGCUGCUUCGGAAGCUACCGAGUCGGCCAAGUCGGCCAAGGACCACGUCGUUGACGAAUUGUAG